Molecule: messenger RNA, 2798 nt
Organism: Anastrepha ludens (Mexican fruit fly)
Lineage: Eukaryota; Metazoa; Arthropoda; Insecta; Diptera; Tephritidae
Product: protein ABHD1-like
Exons: 8
Coding region: 652-2022 (456 amino acids)
Biological process (GO): medium-chain fatty acid biosynthetic process; medium-chain fatty acid catabolic process
Molecular function (GO): acetylesterase activity; monoacylglycerol lipase activity
Source: RefSeq, a predicted model, not a curated record
AUUGUUGUCGAGUGGUCAAUUGCUGAGGUGCAUAGUUAGAAUAAAAAUAAAAAAUAAUAAAAUUAGCAGACCUAUACAAUGGGUGCAUGUCAACUGAAAUGAUUGCAAUGAAUAAUAAAUAUGAAAAUAUGCAGAUAUCUAGAAUUGUUGGACAAUUGUGAAAGCAACAAUCACUCCUCCGUGCGCGUAUUACGUCCAAGUUUAAAAAUAAUGACCAUUAGGUUCUAGUGCGCUUUUCACUGCACAAGAUAACUAACCACAUAGUCGCUUGCAAAGAAUAUUUAGUGAAAUAAAAUUACAUAUAUUACAUACAUACAUUUGUUUGUACUUUGGCCUUUUGAAGCAUACAAAAGCUCUUGACUAUUGACAAUGUAGAAUGAAUGUACAUAUGUAUGUAAAUAACAAAAAUAAAAUCUAUGAAAAGAUAAACCGUGAUAAAACACAAAUCAGUCUCGAGGUAAUUGUUCGUAGGCAAACAUCGCCAGCCAUUUAGUGCACAAAGCAGUUCGCUUGCUUUCUUUAGGCGUGCGGCAGUUUUUGUGCGUUCUAUCAACAAUAUUUGCGUAACCGUUGAGUUGGUUAAAUAAAAUAAAUAGUGAAAAUAACUUUAAUUAAAAAAAAAAAACAUUUUUUAUAUUCAGAUAUACUCCUAUGAAAAACGUAAGCUUACCGCUCCGAGAGAGUUUCCACAAACAGACCAAACGCAACAUGUUCUACCCAAUGUACUGCUACCUAUCGAAUAUUCCACGCUGGCAUGCACUGGCUUUUGCGUUGGGUGCAUACGUUGUCUACUACUUUAUACAGGUGGUUAAGCGUCCAAUACUUGCCUGUGCCGAUGGCCCAUUCAAAGAGUUCCUACAGCGUAACGUGCCAACGUUAGAAAUGAAAUUUUGGCCCACAUUCUGGUGUGUGGAGAGUCGAGCGCAAACUGUUUUUGCGAGUAUACUAAGAUCGCAAAUUAUUCCCAAUAUUAACUAUAGAAGAGAAAUUCUUACACUGAAAGAUGGCGGUGAGGUCGCCUUGGAUUGGAUGGAAGAAAACUGUGGUGAUGAUGCGCCCUGCAUUAUUAUUCUGCCCGGUUUGACAGGAGAAUCGCAAGCAGAGUACAUAAAAUGCCUUGUCAUAGCCGCAAAUAAUGUGGGUAUGCGUGUAGUUGUGUUCAACAACCGUGGUUUGGGUGGCAUAGAACUCAAAACACCACGUCUUUAUUGUGCCUCGAACUGUGAAGAUCUGUCUGAAGUUGUGCGCCAUGUAAGAAAAACCAUACCGGCGCAUUGUAAAUUGGGUGCAACCGGUAUUUCGAUGGGUGGCUUGAUUUUAGGAAAUUACCUCGUACGUAAAAGUGAGGAGUCACGCAAGUGUCUGUCGGCUGCCAAAAUCAUUUCAGCGCCUUGGGAUGUCCAUAAAGGAACUGCUAAUAUAGAAAAACCGAUAUUGAAUAAUUUAUUGGGUCGUCAUUUGGCUAGCAGUCUUUGCCGCACACUCGAUAAUUGUAAAAUUUACAAGGAUCAGGACAUCGAUUUGGAUCGCAUUAUGUCGUGUAAAACAAUAAAGGAAUUCGAUGCAUUAUUCACCUCAAAGCAGUUUGGUUAUGCACAUGUCGAUGACUAUUACAGCGAUGCAACUCUACACAAUAAAUUGCAUUAUAUAUCAGUACCUUUACUGUGCUUGAGUGCUGCUGAUGAUCCAUUCCAACCAUUGGACGCCAUUCCUAUUAAAGCCGCCGAAGAGUGUACUCAUGUAGCAAUCGUUGUGACUGCACGCGGUGGGCAUAUCGGUUUCCUAGAAGGUUGGUGGCCCUCACCAAAAGAGCAGUAUAUGGGCCGACUUUUCUCCGAAUUCUUUACAAAAGCACUAUUCGAUGAAGAUGGCCAUUUCGAACGUACACGGGAUGAAUUACACCAACGUUUUGAUGCCAAAAAUAUUGCGCCUCUACAAGCACCAACACCACUGGCAAUUUCCAAAGCUACCACAACGUUACUGAGCGCAGAAGAGUUUGUAGAAAAAUUCAUGGAGAUGUAGUUAGAGCAUAGACUGUUUAGAACGGAGUUCGACAGCGCCACAAAGGUAACGAAAAAAGUGAUGGACCUUAGUAAUCACGGUUUGGACAAGUGAUGAGGCGUGGCAAGCGAGUUGCGCUUGCCUGGAUGAUAAAGUGCAAUUAAAAAAAUGUGAUUAGAAAAAAAAGGAACAUAUUCUAAAAUUACAUAUCAGUGGAAUUUUGACAAAACUGUAAUAUUUAUUUGACGCUAGUGGUUUUUAAUUCACGAUAAGUAAAUCCUGAUAGAUCAUAGAAAAGUUAAAUACUUCAAUUCAACUAUUAUUGAUAUAAACUCUUUAAAUGAUUAUCAUUUUAAAUAUUGUAUUAAAACCCAGUGAUUUAAAAAUAAACAAGUAAGAAUGCAAAUUCGCUUUAAGUUAUUUUGUCAAAAAUCCACAGAUAUAUGCAAGUAUGUAUGUAAGUAUGUGUAGGUAACAAAACAAAACGUGUUAUUAGUUUAGUGAAAUUAUGCUGUAACAAAUUAAUGAUAAAAAUGUAUUUAUAUUUUUCUUAUUAGAUAAAUUAUUAGUAGAAAAUACUAUACAAAAAUAUAAUUUAUAACAAAAGAAAUUCUAAAUAGCAGCUUUAAAGUGAAAGUAGUUAUAGAUAAAUGACUGCAAACAAAAUUGUGAAUUGAAAUCGGUAGUAAGCUUAGUUUAGUAAAGGAAAAAUCGAUUGCCUUGAAGCAUAUGCACAUGUACCUAAUUCGUCGUAAGAGAGUUGAAAUGAAAUUUGUUAAACUAAAAUAUUUCUAGCA